Messenger RNA from Limanda limanda (common dab), 3263 nucleotides. RefSeq names its product succinate dehydrogenase complex, subunit A, flavoprotein (Fp) (gene sdha). The record is from RefSeq and is a predicted model, not a curated record. Gene Ontology annotation, biological process: tricarboxylic acid cycle; mitochondrial electron transport, succinate to ubiquinone. The coding region runs from base 7 to 1998 and encodes 663 amino acids. NCBI's taxonomy places the organism in Eukaryota, Metazoa, Chordata, Actinopteri, Pleuronectiformes, Pleuronectidae. Gene Ontology annotation, molecular function: electron transfer activity; flavin adenine dinucleotide binding; succinate dehydrogenase (quinone) activity. The transcript has 15 exons.
GACAACAUGGCGAGUGUCCGUGCCGCGUCCCGUCUCCUCUCCAAGAGGGUUUUAUCGAAAUCAAAAGCUGUGCCUGCUGCUGCAGUUCAGGGCUCCAGGAACUUUCACUUCUCCAUUUAUGGCAAGAAGAACAAUGCCAAAGUAUCAGAUGAUAUCUCUACUCAGUACCCAGUUGUGGAUCAUGAGUUCGAUGCCGUGGUGGUAGGAGCUGGAGGGGCAGGACUAAGAGCAGCCUUUGGCCUGUCAGAGGCUGGCUUCAACACUGCCUGCGUCACCAAGCUCUUCCCCACCAGGUCUCAUACUGUGGCUGCACAGGGUGGGAUCAAUGCAGCUCUGGGGAACAUGGAGGAGGAUGACUGGAGGUGGCAUUUCUACGACACAGUGAAGGGAUCUGACUGGCUGGGAGACCAGGAUGCAAUUCACUACAUGACAGAGCAGGCUCCUGCAGCCGUAGUGGAGCUGGAGAACUUUGGCAUGCCGUUCAGCCGCACUGACGAUGGGAAGAUCUACCAGAGGGCAUUUGGAGGUCAGAGUCUCAAGUUUGGAAAAGGAGGCCAGGCUCACCGCUGCUGCUGUGUAGCCGACAGGACCGGACACUCUCUACUUCAUACACUAUAUGGACGAUCACUCCGUUACGACACCAGUUACUUUGUGGAGUACUUUGCCCUGGACCUGCUGAUGGAAAAUGGAGAGUGUAAAGGAGUAAUCGCUCUCUGCAUGGAGGACGGAUCCAUUCACCGCUUCAGAGCCCAGAAUACUGUCAUUGCUACUGGGGGUUAUGGAAGAACCUAUUUCAGUUGCACAUCUGCCCACACUAGCACAGGAGACGGAAAUGCAAUGGUGACAAGAGCUGGCCUGCCCUGCCAGGACCUGGAGUUUGUACAGUUCCAUCCUACUGGGAUCUAUGGAGCCGGUUGCCUGAUCACAGAGGGUUGCCGCGGUGAGGGAGGGAUCCUGAUCAACAGCGAGGGAGAGCGCUUCAUGGAGCGCUACGCACCCAAUGCCAAAGACCUGGCCUCCAGAGACGUGGUGUCACGCUCCAUGACAAUAGAGAUCAGAGAGGGCAGGGGUGUCGGGCCGGAGAAGGACCACGUGUACCUGCAGCUUCACCACCUGCCUCCUCAGCAGCUGGCCACAAGGCUGCCUGGUAUCUCGGAGACGGCCAUGAUCUUUGCUGGAGUCGACGUCACCAAAGAGCCCAUUCCUGUCCUGCCCACGGUUCAUUAUAAUAUGGGUGGAGUUCCCACAAACUACAAGGGACAGGCGAUCACUCAUACUAACGGAGAGGAUAAGGUGGUUCCUGGACUGUAUGCCUGUGGUGAGGCAGCAUGCGCCAGUGUCCACGGUGCCAACCGACUGGGUGCCAACUCCCUGCUGGAUCUGGUGGUGUUUGGCAGAGCCUGCGCCCUCACCAUUGCAGAGGAACACAAACCUGGAGAGACUCUGUCUCCUCUGAAGUCCAGUGCAGGAGAGGAGUCUGUGGCCAAUCUGGACAAGCUGAGGUUUGCUAACGGAAGCCUGAGAACCUCUGAGAUCCGACUGAACAUGCAGAAGACCAUGCAGGCUCACGCUGCAGUGUUCCGUACUGGCGAUGUCCUGAAGGAGGGAUGCGAGAAGAUGGAUGCUAUUUACAAGAGCAUGGAUGACAUCAAGACCUUCGACAGAGGCAUUGUGUGGAACACAGAUCUGGUGGAAACCCUGGAGCUGCAGAAUCUGAUGCUGAAUGCCGUCCAGACCAUCAACUCUGCUGAGCAGAGGAAGGAGAGCAGAGGAGCUCACGCCAGAGAGGACUUCAAGGACCGUGUCGACGAGCAUGACUACUCCAAGCCCGUGCAGGGUCAGGAGACCAAGCCUUUCGAACAGCACUGGAGGAAACACACUAUGUCCUACGUUGAUCCCAAGACUGGCAAGGUGACCCUGGAGUACCGCCCUGUUAUCGACCACUCUCUGGAUGAGCAGGCCUGCGCUCACGUCCCACCUGCCAUCCGCUCUUACUAAGAGACCUCCUCUUCCUCCCCUGGUCCCCUCCCUCAUCUCCGCCUUACUCAAUGAGUGAAUUUAUGAUCUACUAUUUAACAAGAUACGUCUUCUGUAAAGGAGAUGAUGUUUUGGGACAAGUUUUGCUUUCAGUUGCACAUUUGUACUCAUUUAGAAAUGGUUAAAUACACAACUGUCUUGUCGGCUUCAUCCCUUUGUGUCACUUUCCUGUUUCCUCUAAUUUUUUCGUCUUGUGUGUGCAUCAGGUAAUAUCAACGUGCUCUUGUGACCUCUCAUACCUUGUGAGCUGGUUUUGUAUAUCCAUAUCCCUUGAAACACUAGAGAAAGGUGAAGAAAUGUGGAUUUUUCAGCUUUUAGCUGAUGAGCACAGGGAAAUAUAAAAAGGAAUAGUCAGCGUGUUACAACACCUAUGCGCAACUUUUUGUGACGACACUAUAGUGUAAUUUCGUGGUCUUGCAUUGCAUUAAGAAUGUAAGCAGAGUGACAGUUGGUCAAAUCUGAGAAAGCUUUCAAAUUCGAGCUGAAGUGAGGAGAUGAUGGAAAUUGAUGGAAGUCGCACCUCAGAGGAAGUGUUGAGUUUGUAAAUAUGGCAUAAAUGUACAAUAAACAUGGCAACUUAUACUGUAUGUACUUGUUAUGUACUACUAUGUUAAGUAUAAUGUAGUCUUUUCUCACAUACCAUUGCCUUCGGUUUUUGAUAUUUGUGUGGUCUAAAUGGUUAAAUACAUAUAACUGUUCAGUAGAUAAUCAGCUUUAGGUUUAUCAAUAUAUUCCCAUUAACCAAAUUAUCAGCUUGAAUCUUUUUAGCCACAUGGUGUCGGAACAAUGACAUGUUUUGGUGUGUUGUCGUUUGCUUUUGAGGGUAAAUUCCAGUGAGGCUGUGUGAAGUGCACAGAGCUGUUUUAGGUAUUGGGCCUUUUACAUAGUAAGUGAUUUGUUUUCUCUCAUAAGUUAUGAAUUAUCCAGAGUCCAGACAUCAGUGUCAACUCUUAAGUGCUUGAAAAAAUGAUAAGAUUCAAGUGGAUUCUACAGAAACAGUCGCACGUUAUGUCAAUUUUAAGUGUGAUUUCCCAAACCACUGGAAUUCACUUCCUGUACCUCGAUUACAACUUUUACAAUUUAACAAAUGCAUGUGUUUCUUGUACUGAAUCACUCAAAGGUUAACAUAAUUUAUUUGGCUGUUUUAAAAAACAAGCAACAAGUUUUUUCCAUCUGCAUGUAUUUUCAUAUGUUCAAUAAAGUGUAGACUACGCAUAGAUACAAAA